CGACACUGAAAGCAUACUUGGUUUCGACCAAUAAGUAGCUUGUUUGUGGUUUGUUUGAAACUCCACGCAUUGCACUAAUGAAUUUGACAGCUUCUUCUUGUAUUUGACUCUAUAGUAUUCUAUAGUAACAGUUUGUUAUCAUUCAGGAGUUCGUCCUUGCACUUGUGCUGCCAUGUUUGGCUUAGAGCUGAGCCAGCGCUGAAUUCGCAGCGCUGAAUUUCCAAUGGGAAAGCCUGAAAGGCUAAGAGCAGUUCCGCUGGUGCUGGUCGGCAUUUGCUUUGGCGUUUGCCUUGAACGAAGCUUUGUGGCGCUAUGGUCACCUACUUCUAGACCUACCAACCCCACGAGCAGAGGGUCCCAUUGGGCCCUAAGUGGGACGAAGCAGGCUUCUUUGGUGGCCCGGCAGGCUACACUAGUUGGCAGCCCAGCCCCGUUCUACAAUGCGGACGAGAAAUUCAAGGGAAUCAUCGAUGAAGACAUUGAGAAUAUGAACAUUGCAGAAUAUGUGGGUGAUCGCUAUUUGGUGCUUUUUUUCUACCCCUUGGAUUUUACAUUUGUGUGUCCAACCGAGAUCAUAGCCUUUUCGGACCGCUUCGAGGAGUUCGAAAAAAGGAAGACGCAGGUCUUAGGAGUCUCUGUGGAUAGCGAGUAUUCUCAUUUGGCAUGGAUCCAAAUGUCCCGUGAUGAGGGUGGACUUGGAGGCCUCGAAUAUCCCUUGAUCUCCGACUUUCAUCGAAGCUUAGCAAAGGAGUAUGGUGUCCUUAGUCCUGAUGGAGCCGCUUAUCGAGCGCUUUUCAUCAUUGACAAGGAAGGAAUCGUGCAACAUGCCACAGUGAACAACAUGGCCUUUGGUCGAAACGUCGAUGAGGUUCUGCGAGUCCUUGAUGCAAUCCAAUAUGUUCAGCAAAACCCCGAUGAGGUUUGCCCAGCGGGUUGGCAGCCCGGUGACAAGACCAUGAGACCAGACUUCGAUGGCAAGCGAGAGUACUUCCAGGAUCAGGAGUGAAAUGGUUUGAGAAAGCUACUGAAGAAGAAGAAGAAUAAUAAGCAAAUCAAGUCGUUUGAGAAA
Molecule: messenger RNA, 1069 nt
Organism: Durusdinium trenchii
Lineage: Eukaryota; Dinophyceae; Suessiales; Symbiodiniaceae
Source: the annotation of a GenBank genome assembly